Effrenium voratum is the source of this 1188-nucleotide messenger RNA. The record is from the annotation of a GenBank genome assembly. Lineage: Eukaryota; Dinophyceae; Suessiales; Symbiodiniaceae.
AUGGCUGGCAAGAAGAGCAAGAGCAAGAAGAGCGUUGCAAAGGUCAACGGGACGGCUUCACGUCCUGCGGCCCCUGCGGCCCCUGUGGCCCCUGCGGCGGAGACGCCUGCGGCGUCUGAAGCGGCUGAGCCCUCAGCUCUGGUGGAGCCAGCUGAGCGGUCUGAGCCGGCCAAGCCCGCGCCCAAAGCGCCCAAAGCGCCUUUGCCCGACCCAGCUUGGCACAAGAGCUCAGGCACUGCGAGGCCUUUCAGGCAGCAGUUGAAGGACAAGAAGUUCCGUGGCUUCAUUUGCGGAGUUGAUGCUGCCAGCUUGGAUGACUGUGCAGCUGAGCUCAUCCCGGAUGAGGUCAAGGAGCCCAAGAAACAGGCCUUAAGCAAGUGGCUGGGCUGCCAGGAGAGUGACUUGAACUUCCGGAAGUUGGAUGGCCUGGAGCUCUACUUCAGCGCAAGUGCCAGGCGCAAUGCAGCUGUCAACAAGCUGGCGAGUCAGAUUGCUUGGGCUUGUGGGGUGGAGAUCAUCGCGGUGGGGAAGCUGGCGAUUGUCACGGAGAGCAGCGCCAGACCCGGGGUUUUGGGCAAGAUGAGGGAUGCGCGAGUCUUUGAAAGCCUCGAGCAAAAGAUGAAGAAGAUCGAUGCGCAGAACGAGUUCGGCAGCCUCUUCUACGUGCCCAUUCCUCGUGACCCCGGGCCCGAGCAGCUACAAUCAGAGGAGAUCUCAGCUGCAUCCCGCGGAUAUGCAGAGCUCAUCCAGCACUGCAAGACGCUCUUUGAGGAGCGAGGUGCCAAGAAGGAGGUCUUCGAAGAGCCUGAGAGCGACGAGGAGGAGAAUGCUGAUGCCUUGCGCCAGGACACUGGCGUCGAGAACGAGAAGCAUGACCGCCAAAAUCCACUUCUGAAUGCCUUCAAGCGUCAUGGCUUCAAUCUGGUGUACCUCUCGGAAGCCAUCAACGUGAUCCUGGUUGACCAAGCCUGCCAGACACACGCCCAGAAGAGAAGGGGCGUCAACGUGGCAGUGGCGCGGUACAUCUACCACAAGUUCGGGGCACCCCACUUGGAGAGGAUAGUCUCCAACCUUCGGGGCGACGUCCUCGUGUUCAAGGCAAGCCAGUGGGAUUCUGAGGAGGCCUGCAGGGCAGCUCCGUAUCUCUUGGCGGACGAACCUGACUUAUGGCCAUGGGUCGAGGCCUAG